AUUUCUGGUAUCGGCAACGCCACAAUCCGCAUGGCAGCGUGCGGUACUAAGUGUGUCCACUAGAUGGCAGCAUUCCCCCGUCCUCCUUCCCAUUGUGACCGUCGAGGCAGCAAAAAGCAGGACCGAACGCUAGCAAGGGAAAAGUCGCCUGCGUUCACGUCCAAGCUUAGCCUAGCUUAGCUCGCCGCUAACAAAGAGAGCAAAGCGGAAGUGAUCUACGUGUCGCCCAGCAGAGAUAAAAGUGUGAAAGUGUUGUGCUGGCGUGAAAAUGUGCAAAGUGCAGAUGCUGCGGGCGCUGAUGAAGCAGCGCCUGAGUGACGCCGUGGAGGAGAUAUUUGCACUCUUCCAAGUGAUGAUAGCAGAGUACGAGGAGGAACUUUGCCGAACAAAAAGGGAGAACGAGCGACAACGGCAAAUGCUGGACGCUAUUUUCAAACCAGAAGAUGAAUUACAACGAGAAGAUGUCCCUGAUGAAGAUCUUCCUCCUGAGCAGCAGGACUGGAACUCCAGGGUGGAGCAGGAGGAGCCAGGCCCCCCCCUCAUUAAAGAGGAAGAGGAGGACCUAGAGCCUUGCCACGAUGAAGAGAUGGAGGCGGCGCCCGCUCACAGUGAGGUGUGGACUCUGGAGGAGGGGGACUUCACCAAGUUCCCGGUGGUCCGAGUCAUUGUCAACAGUGAAGAGGUCGAGGUCCGAGGUGGAAGUGAGAAGAUGGGAGAGGCGGAGCCUCCAAGCAGCAGUAGCUCAACUCAACACAUGAAAACAGACGAUGUUAGAAACCAGUCGCAGGCAGACGUGGCUCCACGCUCGGACAGCGAGGACUCGUCACGCUCCCCUGACUCUGAGGAUGAGGACUCUAAAGCCGACAAGACGCGUCCGGCCGACAGCAAGAGCUUGAACUGUCCCGUGUGCGGCAAAAUGUUCACCUACGGCAGUUACCUGACGAGACACAUGCGCAAACACACCGGGGAGCAACCGUACAGCUGCUCGGUCUGCGGGAAAGGCUUCUCGGAGAAGGGCAACUUGAUGAAGCACUCCAGGACGCACACCGGAGAGAAACCCUUCUCCUGCGCAAUCUGCAACAAGAGCUUCCGCGAGCCGUCGACGCUCAACAAGCACAAGAGAACGCACACGGGAGAGAAACCCUUUACCUGCACGUUCUGCGGGAAAACCUUUUCGCAGAGCGAACACAUGAAGAUACACACCAGGAGGCACACGGGCGAGAAGCCCUACACCUGCACCGUCUGCAACAAAAGCUUUAUCGACUGCUCCACCAUGGUGCGACACAUGAGGACGCACCCGGCACAGUGACACCCAGACAUGCUGCAAGACUCUCCAUGUCUCAGAACUUUAACUAACACAUGAGGACACACCCAGCACAGUGACACCCAGACAUGCUGCAAGACUGUCCAUGUCUCAGAACUUUAACUAACACAUGAGGACACCAGUGACACCCAGACAUGCUGCAAGACUCUCCAUGUCUCAGAACUUUAACUAACACAUGAGGACACAGUGACACCGAGACAUGCUGCAAGACUGUCCAUGUCUCAGAACUUUAACUAUCACAUGAGGACACCAGUGACACCCAGACAUGCUGCAAGACUGUCCAUGUCUCAGAACUUUAACUAACACAUGAGGACACCAGUGACACCCAGACAUGCUGCAAGACUGUCCAUGUCUCAGAACUUUAACUAACACAUGAGGACACCAGUGACACCCAGACAUGCUGCAAGACUGUCCAUGUCUCAGAACUUUAACUAACACAUGAGGACACCAGUGACACCCAGACAUGCUGCAAGACUGUCCAUGUCUCAGAACUUUAACUAACACAUGAGGACACCAGUGACACCCAGACAUGCUGCAAGACUGUCCAUGUCUCAGAACUUUAACUAACACAUGAGGACACCAGUGACACCAAGACAUGCUGCAAGACUGUCCAUGUCUCAGAACUUUAACUAUCACAUGAGGACACCAGUGACACCCAGACAUGCUGCAAGACUGUCCAUGUCUCAGAACUUUAACUAUCACAUGAGGACACCAGUGACACCCAGACAUGCUGCAAGACUGUCCAUGUCUCAGAACUUUAACUAACACAUGAGGACACACCCGGCGCAGUGACACCCAGACAUGCUGCAAGACUGUCCAUGUCUCAGAACUUUAACUAACACAUGAGGACACCAGUGACACCCAGACAUGCUGCAAGACUGUCCAUGUCUCAGAACUUUAGCUAACACAUGAGGACACACCCGGCACAGUGACACCCAGACAUGCUGCAAGACUGUCCAUGUCUCAGAACUUUAACUAUCACAUGAGGACACACCCGGCAAAGUGACACCCAGACAUGCUGCAAGACUCUCCAUGUGUGACAACAGGGAUGAGCUUGUCUUUAUUGUAGACAUAUUAUGUACAACACUUAGCUGUGAUUAAAUGGGCACACUUCUUUUCUAGACUAGAAUUAAGUGUCAAAUAUACACCAAAAUAAAUGUCCUCACACAUGG
This is a messenger RNA of Nerophis ophidion (straightnose pipefish), 2496 nucleotides long. Its product is annotated as zinc finger protein 629-like. Gene Ontology annotation, molecular function: RNA polymerase II cis-regulatory region sequence-specific DNA binding; DNA-binding transcription factor activity. Gene Ontology annotation, biological process: regulation of transcription by RNA polymerase II. The record is from RefSeq and is a predicted model, not a curated record. Bases 269 to 1309 code for a protein of 346 amino acids. Lineage: Eukaryota; Metazoa; Chordata; Actinopteri; Syngnathiformes; Syngnathidae. The transcript is spliced from 3 exons.